UUCCUGAUCUCCUCAGAACAACGGUUGAGUGAGUCACACACUGUCCAUAAAAGAAGAAACUGCUUUUCCUUUCGGGUUUUAUGCACCGUCCAGAGGACAGAUGAGAACAUGUGAUGAUUUUAUUUUGAUGUGCAAGUUUCAACAUCCUCAUUAUAACCAGAAAUGAUGUCAGGCCUUUACUGAGUGAUGCCAAUUUCAGAUUUUUUAUGCCUAACGUUGGUGGUCUGAGUAUUUUUAUUGGUUGUAGUUUUGAAUCCAACAGAAAAAGAAGAUAUUUAUUUAAAUGUAUGUCCUGAAUGACUGUUUAAUUACAGUGAAAAAGUGGUUAUAAAACUAACACCACAUGUGUUUAAUAAGCAUAUCUACAACUAAAAGACCCAGAUUAGCUCAUAACAGGAAGUGCUAAUUCAUGCCGCUCUACUGCUAUUUGUGUCUCUGGGUUCAGUGAGUUUGUGUUUCUGUUACUAUUUAUAGAAAAGGUUUAGGUUGAUGCUUCAUAUCCAGGUUUAACGGCUAUUUUAGGCCUGGGUUGGUUUUUAUAUUCAAAAAUAUACAAGAUUAUUUUCCAUCAACGAAGAAUCUUUUAUAGAAUGUUAUUUUUUUAAUUCAAAGAAUUACUUUUAAACAAAAGUCGUUAAUAAUUCUGAAUAUUUUUGCGCUGACCUUUAUCUUUAUAGAGUUAAUGAAGCACAGACUGUCUAACUGUUGCUGCACACUUCUGGACAGAAACCACAGCCAUGUCCUGGGAUGUUCCCAUUUCUCCGCUCACUGUGGUUACCAUGGUAAUAUGAGGCUAGUCUGAAAGCGACACACGCUCUCUGCCUCGCACGCAAACCCACAGUCAGGCGUUGACUGUUGCAGGCGGAGCGCCGGCCGGCCGGCCGUGUGAUGGACAGGUGUAAACACGUGGGGCGGCUGCGCCUGGCCCCAGACCACUCCAUCCUCAACCCCCAGAAGUGGCACUGCGUGGACUGCAACACCACCGAGUCCGUUUGGGCCUGCCUGGGCUGCGCGCAUGUGGCGUGCGGCCGCUACAUCGAGGAACAUGCUCUCCAGCAUUUCCAGCAGCAGCGCCACCCACUGGCGAUGGAGGUUAACGAGCUGUAUGUGUUUUGCUACUUGUGCGACGACUAUGUGCUGAACGAUAACGCUACUGGGGAUCUGAAGCUACUGCGCAGCACCCUCAGCGCCAUCCAGAGCCAGCGCUAUGAGGUCACAACGCGCAGCGGGCGGACCCUGCGCUCGGCCAGCUUCGGAUCGGACGCCCUCAUACCUUGCGGUGCCAGUGAGUUGCAGCUGAGAGACGAGGACCGAAUGUUUACUGCCCUGUGGCACCGCCGCCGGGCCCUCAUCGGACGCAUUUUCCGCCUAUGGUUUGGUUUAACCGACUGUGGGAAGAGGAGAGAGGAAGAGGAGAGGAGGAGGGAGGAAGAGGAAGAGCAGAAACGGGAGGCCAGGGAGAGGCGGCGCGCUCUGAAGCGCCAGCUACAGGACGUACUGGAAAGCGCUCCGAUCAGAAAGAGCCGACGUUUGCGUCGGAAGAGCCAGAGAGUCGUGGAUGCGACAAUCGCACCGACUGUUCAGAAAGAUCGCAAGAAGAGAAAAAGUCAAACGGCCUCGUCUCGAUCUCGCAGGUCACGGACUCAAAGUCCUUCCGCUGCAGUGCCUAAGAAAGCCGGUCAGACAAAAAAGUCCCCUCCUUGUUCCAAAUCCCAGAGACGUUCCUCUAACCCCAAAUCUAAGCCCAGAACUACGCCGUCCUCGUCCCGUGGCGCCCAGACGCCGGUCCGCCGCCGGCAGAGCAGCAAGCAGGAAGGUUCGCCUUUCAAACGGCGUCCCACUGUCACUCCCGGCGUGACGGGUCUGAGGAAUCUGGGGAACACCUGCUACAUGAAUUCCAUCCUGCAGGUUUUAAGCCAUCUGCACGUUUUCAGGGAGUGCUUUCUCCGCCUGGACCUGACCCAGGCGCUGGAGCUGCUGGCGUCUGCCGUCCACGGCCAGCUGACGGUGAAAACAACAACGCAGUUCCCCCCGUCUCAGAGAAAGGGGCUCCAGUUGACAUCGGGGCUGAGUGGCGGGGCGUCGCGCGGCCGCAACAUGGAGCUGAUCCAACCCAAAGAGCCCAGCUCCAAGCACAUCUCCCUCUGCCACGAGCUGCACACCCUGUUCCAGGUCAUGUGGUCCGGCAAGUGGGCGCUGGUCUCGCCUUUUGCCAUGCUGCACUCGGUGUGGCAGCUGAUCCCCGCGUUCAGGGGCUACGCCCAGCAGGACGCGCAGGAGUUCCUGUGCGAACUGCUGGACAAGGUGCAGCAGGAGCUGGAGAGCACCGGGAAGCACACCAACACGGCCGGAGUCCCUCAGAAACGCCUCAUCAAGCAGGUUCUGAGCGUCGUCAACACCAUCUUCCACGGCCAGCUUCUCAGCCAGGUGACCUGCCUGGCCUGCAGCCAUCGCUCCAACACUGUGGAGCCUUUCUGGGAUUUGUCUCUGGAGUUCCCUGAGCGUUACCAUAGCAACAGCAGGGAGUCCGCCGCGCAGGCUCCGUGCCACCUGACCGAGAUGCUGGCCAAGUUUACAGAAACAGAAGCACUGGAGGGAAACAUUUACGCUUGCGACCAGUGCAACGCCCGACGACGCACAUGCUCCAAAACAGUCAUCUUGACCGAAGCAAAGAAACAGCUGAUGGUCUUUAAACUGCCUCAGGUCCUCAGGCUCCACCUCAAACGCUUCAGGUGGUCCGGGCGGAACCAUCGGGAGAAGAUCGGAGUCCACGUCCGCUUCGACCAGCUCCUCAACAUGGAGCCCUACUGCAGCCCCAGCGCCGCCGGGUCUCCGCGCCCCAAGCACUUCCUCUACGAGCUCUCUGCUGUCGUGAUGCAUCAUGGGAAGGGAUUUGGGUCAGGCCACUACACUGCCUACUGCUACAACACAGAAGGAGGCUUCUGGGUUCACUGUAAUGACUCUAAGCUGAAUGUGUGCUCAGUGGACGAGGUUUGUCGGGCUCAGGCCUACAUCCUCUUCUACACGCAGCGAGUAACUCAGGACAAAGACCGGCCACUAUAGAAUCAGGACCUCUCUCCUGAACUUUGACCUCCACUGUAUCCCGGCCCAACCUGUCGCUCCUUCUCCAGUAUUUUUUCUAAAACCUGGGAUCAUGGGACUUUUUUUUGUGUCUAUUUUUCUAAGUUAGGAAAAAUAAGAGGAAGGACUCCUUUUGUAAAAACCCGGUUCUGCUUUGUGAACUUGUUGUAAAUGGUGUUUAUAUAUAUGUAGGUAUUUUAAAAGAAAAUGCUGAUGUGAUUUAUGUAAAUUUGUAUUUUAUUAAGAAGAGAGUAUCAGCCAAGGUUUGUCUCCUGCAAGGAGCGUUCUCACCUGCCCUACUUGUUGAUUGUAAAUGUUUAUCAGCUGAAAUGUUUCUCAGUCACUUUAGAUUGUUGAAGUGGAUGUAGGUUAACUUGUCAGUCACUCAAGAUGGCAUUGGGCUCAUUUUCCUGCCAGAAAUGCACUAGUUUAUACAGUUUUUGUUUCAUUUUGUACACAAAUGACGGUUGUUUCAAAAUAAAAACAUCCAGGACAGGAAGUUUGGGUUAGAAUAAAUAUUCAACAUGGUGGAAACUUUGCCCGUAGUCCUGCGCUGCCACCUUUCUGCUCCAGAAUGUAACUGCUUUAAGAGAAACACCCCCAACCAGACAAUAAUAGAAAAAGUGCCCUUUUGUCUCAAAGUAUGUUUAUUGUUCUUAUCAAUUCAGCAGCACUGCGAUCCAUAAAAAACAGCAUUUAGUCUAUGAAUGUAUUUUUAUACAAACUUCAGAGGUUUUACAAACUUGACCAUCAAAUGUUAAAUUUUUAUACGACCUGUUGUUCAACACCAGCAUCAGUUUUAUGAGGAUUUUACUGUAUGAAUCUGUUCAUUGGAGAAGAAUCACAGCACACCUGGUUUUCCUUUCACUGUUGAAUGGUUGGUUUUUGGUGUUUUGGUUACUACUUCAUGGUGUGUUUGUGCUUCACGGUGUGUUUGUGCUUCACAGUGUGUUUGUGCUUCACAGUGUGUUUGUGCGUGUGUGUAAAUUUUAUGAAAGUUAUGCUAUGCAAAUUGUUACCUCAAUUUUUAUUUCUAGAAAAAAUUACCUCAAUAAAUGAGAUUAUUUUUUCACUUUUCUACAAAGUUGGGAGUUUUUGUCUUUUUUUAAAUAUGGUAGCGGACAACUUUAAACAAAGUCAAUAUUUGACUGUCACCUUAUAAAAUAAGUUUAUCAACAAGUCCAAUUUAAGAAAUAUUCAGGUCUUCCUAAUUCCACCUUGAAUAAAAGUUUAGGAAAAAACUGCAAAUGCAGGACCUGGUUGGGAGAUCCUGCAAGCAAACUGACUUUUUUUUUCUUAUUUUUUUAAUACUGAAUGUUUUUCUUUCCACAUAAUUUUAUUAUGAAUAUUUACAUAAUUUUUUACUA
Molecule: messenger RNA, 4448 nt
Organism: Poeciliopsis prolifica (blackstripe livebearer)
Lineage: Eukaryota; Metazoa; Chordata; Actinopteri; Cyprinodontiformes; Poeciliidae
Gene: usp44
Product: ubiquitin specific peptidase 44
Exons: 6
Coding region: 889-3063 (724 amino acids)
Biological process (GO): protein deubiquitination
Cellular component (GO): cytoplasm
Molecular function (GO): cysteine-type deubiquitinase activity; zinc ion binding
Source: RefSeq, a predicted model, not a curated record